Parathielavia appendiculata is the source of this 626-nucleotide messenger RNA. RefSeq lists its product as uncharacterized. Lineage: Eukaryota; Fungi; Ascomycota; Sordariomycetes; Sordariales; Chaetomiaceae. The transcript has a single exon. Bases 93 to 422 code for a protein of 109 amino acids. The record is from RefSeq and is a predicted model, not a curated record.
GGACAGGGGCCGGCCUUCGCUCAAAGAGUGUUAGCGGUUUCAUUGUGUCAACUCGUGCAGCUGCUUCUCUCCUUUCGGUCGUGUCACAGCAGAUGCCUCACCUCGAGCCAUUCCCUUCUCGGCUUUUCCGCCAUGGACUGAGCACUCUCCAGGCGUCCCAAACAUGGCUGCGCCCCCCCAGCAGAAAGAUGUCUUGUCUCAAGCUCACCUUGUCACCCUUGCCUCGACAAGAGAGGCACCUCCCCGAAGCUCCCCCAUCGUGUCAGGCCAGGGGUAUCUUCCAGCCAGCAACGAUCUCCUUGCUUACGGCGCAGCACAAUCUUGCAUCGGAGCACAUGGCUCUUCAUGGAUCCUCCCUUCCCUUCGCUUCCCACACGGGCUUCGCUCUCACCCCUGAUGGGCAGGGCUCUGUGAUUCUCUGAAAACCCACUCGGGCCCGGCCUAGACAGCUUGGAAGGGCUUCUCGACCCGGCCUACACAGACCUUAACUGUAAUAAUAAUAUACCGGUACUCUCUUCACGCCCUCUGUGGUCUUCCAGUCGGUUGGGACGCGGGAGAAACUUAAAACGAUUCUGGGCCCUUCUUCGCUCUGCACCAUCUAUCUCUUACACAGACCUGUCCCUGCG